UAUGAGCCCUGCAAGUUCACAAGCCUCUGUUUCUUCUCUCCUUCGUGUGAUGCUGUUUGGCUGCAAUCCUUACUCGUAGUAUUCAAACCAAGGCUCCCUGGAACCCCAACAUGCUGCCAUACAUCGACGCCCCUUUCGCACGUAUUUCGGAUGCAACGGGGGCUUCCAUUGACGAACUAAAGCUGAUCACCUCGUUCCUCCUCUCGUACCCUCUUGCUGCCAUCUUGAAAAGAAUACCAGACUCGAAGCCAUGGCAGAAGAAUGUGUUUAUAGUUGGGGUUUCAAUGUUUUACCUGGUGGGAAUAUUCGACCUCUGGGAUGGAUUGCGAACGUUGCUCUACAGCUCUGUAGGGGCAUAUACCAUAGCUUACUAUGUCGACGGCUCCUUGAUGCCAUGGAUCGCGUUCAUGUUCCUCAUGGGCCAUAUGUCGAUUAACCAUAUAAGCAGACAACUUGCCAACAGUCCGUCUACCGUCGACAUCACGGGAGCUCAAAUGGUGCUGGUGAUGAAACUGACGGCCUUUUGCUGGAACGUGCAUGACGGGCGAUUGCCGCAGGAGCAGCUGUCAGAGUCACAAAAAUACGCCGCCAUCACCAAACUCCCCAGCCUGCUUGAUUUCGCAGGCUAUACAUUCUUUUUCCCAUCACUGUUUGCCGGACCGGCGUUCGACUACGUGGAAUAUCGAAGGUGGAUCGAAACUACCAUGUUCGAUGCGCCGCCGGGGGUGGAUCCGGCGAAGAGGCCUCAGACUCGCAAGAAGCGAAAGAUCCCGAGAAGCGGUAGACCCGCCAUCGUAAAGGCGGCAUUUGGCUUGGUCUAUAUAUUUGGAUUUCUCCAGUUUGGACGUUUAUAUAAUGUCGACUUUGUCCUCGGGGAUAGGUAUUUGAAAUACGGCCUGCUGAGACGAGUAUGGAUACUCCACAUGCUGGGCUUUACUUCCCGGCUCAAAUACUACGGAGUAUGGUCAUUGACAGAGGGCGCUUGCAUCCUAUCCGGAAUGGGAUACAAUGGCUUCGAUCCGAAUACGGGCAAAGUGUCGUGGAAUCGGCUGGAAAACGUGAACCCGAAGGAUCUUGAAACGGCGCCAAACCCACACGCUUAUCUCAGUAGCUGGAACAAAAACACCAACCACUGGCUGAAAAACUACAUGUACUUGCGGGUCACGCCCAGGGGCAAAAAGCCAGGGUUCAGAGCCAGCCUGGCGACUUUCGCAACGAGCGCGUUCUGGCAUGGCUUUCACCCAGGAUACUACCUCACCUUCAUCCUCGGUGCAUUCAUUCAAACAACUGCAAAAAACUUCCGCCGCAACAUUCGCCCUUUCUUCCUGACCCCAGACGGCUCCGCCCCAUCCCCAUACAAACGCUUCUACGACAUCCUAACCUGGCUAGCAACCCAACUAACUCUAUCCUUCACCGCGGCGCCCUUCGUCAUCCUCCACUUCAAGCCAAGCGUUCACGUCUGGUCAAGCGUGUACUACUACGGCAUCGUGGGCAUCGCAGCUUCGCAGGCCUUCUUCUCCAGUCCCGCGAAGCGGUUCCUGGUCAAGCGGUUAAAGGCUCGCGGUGGUGGUGGUGGUGGUCCCGUUUCGCGACAACCUUCUCGUGCCCGCGAGCAGCCGGUGCUGGGCCUGCCGCCGAACCCUGGGCGGGAUAUCGAGGAUGCUGUCAAUGAGGUCAUGCGGGAGAUUGAGGUGCGGAGGAGGAGAGGGAGCGUUGUUGCAAUGCCCUCCGGGCGCGAGUUGAUGGCGGCGGUGGAGGAGAAGCUUGGAAGGAAGCUUUAG
Messenger RNA from Histoplasma capsulatum G186AR, 1781 nucleotides. RefSeq names its product MBOAT family protein. The record is from RefSeq and is a predicted model, not a curated record. Gene Ontology annotation, biological process: lipid modification; glycerophospholipid biosynthetic process. The transcript is spliced from 4 exons. Lineage: Eukaryota; Fungi; Ascomycota; Eurotiomycetes; Onygenales; Ajellomycetaceae. Gene Ontology annotation, cellular component: endoplasmic reticulum; membrane. The coding region runs from base 111 to 1781 and encodes 556 amino acids. Gene Ontology annotation, molecular function: 1-acylglycerophosphocholine O-acyltransferase activity; 1-acylglycerol-3-phosphate O-acyltransferase activity.